AUGGACGGCUUGACUAAAGCCCAAAUUCAACACGCUAAAGAAGCCAUUCAACAUUAUGAAGGACUACAGGAUGCCAUCAGAAGGCAUGAGGCUUCAAUCAACGAAUUCACAGGCCAUUUGUUUCUGAUGUUAGUAAAGUUUGAGGAAAUAAUCGGUGCCGAAAGAGUUCAGGUUUCCCCCAUUGUCAAACCGAUUCAAGCCGAUGUUGCUACUAGAGUGUCACAAUUUAAAAGCCGAAUCGAUCAUGUUUUGACAGAUUAUCUAAAACUCGUUAAAAAUAUACAAAAAGUAUUCAAAGAAAAAGGCUACCUUGAAUUAGACUUGAGAAAAUAUACAUCGGACAACAAGAAGUUGAAGGAAAAACCGCAAUUGUUAGAUAAAGAAUAUAAGAGGAUCUUUGAAAACCAGAGGAAGAUUGAAGAAUCGAGAGAAAAGCUUGACAAUCUCAACAACGUGUUGAAAGCAGAGCUUCCAUCUUUUCUUGUGUUAAGCAAUGAAAUCGCCAAGUGUAUCUCUGUCAUCAUUUUCUUCCACUUGCAUGACCUUUACAAGUCAAUGUUUGAUUCCUUCAGCCUUGCUAAAAGGUUUUUCCCCAACAUUGAUCUCAAUAAUAUCUACUUCGAAAACAACACCCGCAAGGUGAAAGAAGUGCAGAAAAGCAUAUGUGAGAGGCUCGAAUCUCUCCAAAUGUUCAACCAUUACUCCAAUUUAUACAACGUCACACCAUCUGAGGAUGCAGGAAAAGAAUUGGUUUUGUGCUUGAAAUCCUCUAAACUGGGAAAAGCUCUUUACAGUUUCGAAGGGGAAAGAAGAACCGACUUGUCUUUCAGCAAAGGUGACUACGUUACAGUAUUGGAGGAAAGUCCCACAGGAUGGUGGAAAGGACGGCUUGUCAAAAAUGGAGCCACGGGGAACUUCCCCUUCAACUACUUCUCAUUCCAAGAGUAG
Messenger RNA from Pichia membranifaciens NRRL Y-2026, 948 nucleotides. RefSeq lists its product as hypothetical. Gene Ontology annotation, cellular component: Rvs161p-Rvs167p complex; mating projection tip; medial cortex. The transcript has a single exon. The coding region runs from base 1 to 948 and encodes 315 amino acids. Gene Ontology annotation, biological process: actin cortical patch localization; endocytosis; plasma membrane tubulation. NCBI's taxonomy places the organism in Eukaryota, Fungi, Ascomycota, Pichiomycetes, Pichiales, Pichiaceae. Gene Ontology annotation, molecular function: lipid binding; protein binding. The record is from RefSeq and is a predicted model, not a curated record.